Camellia sinensis is the source of this 929-nucleotide messenger RNA. RefSeq names its product Mitochondrial import inner membrane translocase subunit Tim17/Tim22/Tim23 family protein. Lineage: Eukaryota; Viridiplantae; Streptophyta; Magnoliopsida; Ericales; Theaceae. Gene Ontology annotation, biological process: protein insertion into mitochondrial inner membrane. The record is from RefSeq and is a predicted model, not a curated record. Gene Ontology annotation, molecular function: transmembrane protein transporter activity. Gene Ontology annotation, cellular component: TIM22 mitochondrial import inner membrane insertion complex.
UAAUGUACGACCAAUACUCCUUCUGUGUGUGUUUGGAUACACGAAAAGGUAAAGAAGCGGUCGGCUUUUCUCUACAUCGCCGACCGGUUUGGGGGGUUUAGGGAAUCCGAUCCAUUUCCACGGCUUCUUGGUACCUAAGUCAACUGCACACAGAGAGGGAGAGCGAGCGAGAGAGAGAGAGAGAGAGAGAGAGAGCAAUAAAAAAUGGGUGCAGAUGAUAAAACCCUAGAAGAAUUGAAUUCAUCAUCUUCCUCAUCGGAGUCUUGGAAGGAGCGCAUUCUCUUUCCCACCCUCCUCGCUGGAAUUGCCGGCGGGGGAGUUGGAUUGAUAUCAAAACAUGGCAAAGUUCACGGAGUCGCGAACAUUUCCGCAUCGUAUGGCGCUAAUUUUGCCAUUGUCACUGGCUGCUAUUGCGGUGCCCGUGAGUUUGUGAGAGCAAGUAGAGCGUCUAAACCUGAUGAUUUACUGAAUUCAGCUAUUGCCGGUUUGGGGAGCGGUGCAAUUCUCGGCCGUCUUCAAGGUGGUCAAGCCGGUGCUAUCCGUUAUUCAAUCAUCUUUGCUGUUGUAGGAACAAUGGUAGAUUUUGCUGCUCUUAAACUCAAACCUUCCCUGAAGAGCUUCCAUGAAUCUAUAAUAGGGAGCACUGACAGUUCAGGGAAGAAUGGUGGUUGGCUGAGAUUGCCAGAAUGGUCACCCAUCCAAGUACUGGAUGAGGAAGAGCUUGCUGCAAAGAAAGCUCGGGAACAAAAGCUCUAUGCUGAAAGAAAUGCCCAUAAUCUUAGAAAAGAAGAAUCUUGAGGAUUUUUAGGAGUUUUUUUUUUUUUUUACUUCUCCAUUAUGUGUUAUACUUGUGGUUUGUUUCUAUUUCUAUCAGGCAUUGGCAUUGGCAUUGGCUUCAAUGGACUUAUAAUAAAAUGGAAAUUUCGUUU